ACUGUAGUUUUUAAUGCCUUUUUUAAAUUGCCUUUUUUGAAGCUCUCUCAUUCACCUUUCACUCAUCAACUGGAACGCAAGCCACCGGCGGAGAUAAAAAAUGCGCUACUGCGAUGGUGCCAGUUGAAGACGGCCAGCUAUCCACAGAUUAACAUUAUCAACUUUACAACCAGUUGGAGUGAUGGAUUGGCGAUGUGCGCCCUUCUGCAUCGUCAUCGUCCUCAACUCCUUGAUUUUGCCACCCUCGCAUCGACAUCAACGUCACCGAUCAAGCGCCUUGCAAAGGCCUUCACGUUGGCCAAAGCGGCCUUUCAAAUACCCACAAUUAUCAAUCCAGCUGACUUUAUUGCUUGUUGUAAUGAUGAGCAAUGUGUGGUGACUGUGGUCGCCACUUGGUACUAUCGGUUAAACGAGGCGAGAGGCUUUAAGAAGUCGGUGUCUCGUCUAGCCGCAGUACUCGACAGAGCAGUGGCCUCGAGUCGACGAAUGAUGGAAUACGUGUUGAAGGUGACUGCUCUUCGACGAUGGAUGAAAACCAAUUUGCGUUAUCUUGAAGACUUGACCAAUGGCAUAGACACCCACCAAAUCUCCACCAAGCUUACUAUGUGGCGUGAAAGUGAGAAAAAGGCGAAAAUGAAGGAUCUGGCACAAAUUGAGUUCGAGUGGUUGUUGUUAAGGAUGGAAAAAGUUGCAUGGGGUUAUUCUUCGCCCUCGCCAGCCCCACGAUUUGCCUAUCCAACAGUGUAUAGAAUCUGGAAACAAAUUGAUGAAGCCGAAAUGGAAUGCGUGAGACGAGUUUGUCGGGACUUUGAAGUGCAGUCCCAAAAAAGGCAGUUGUUGGAUAAAUUUUACAAAAAAGUUAAACUUCAUAAGCACUGGCUUCUUGAAUGCAAUCACAUGGUUGAGUUGGCAGCUCAAAGGGAUGCUCGAGGGGUUCAAAGUAGCCUUCAAACUAAUCCCAAAGACGGCUAUUUAUCCGCUGCCGUGAUUAAUCAUGAACGAGGUCUCGUUCAGAGGAGCGUGGAGAGGAAUGCGCUUAUGCGUGUCGAUGCAGAGGUGCAUCACAAUCAAAAAAUGCAACUCCUUCUUCACCUACAUCCCACCGACCUCAUUCUUCGUCAAAUUCACAAACACUGGAACCUAUUGACCGACACCUUCCAUCGACGCGAAGAAGGUCUGUUGACUCAACUCAGGUGUCUUGAUAGACUUCAUGAAUUGACAAGCCUGAGGGAGGAGAUGGAAGCAAUUUGGAGGCGCGUGUCCACCCUCCAUCCCCCUGAAAGCAGCCUUCACCUUUGGAAGGCACGAGCCCUCAUUGCAGCCGACAAAGUGGCUUCUCGACCAGUCGAGUGGACUUUCAUUGACCAAACAAGGAAUGAAUGCAUUUUUAGUCGGUGUUAUUCCCAAUUUUGGGCUGUUAAUUGGACAGUCCAGUGUAUUCUCCUUUGCUAUCACAAAUUCUUCGUCAAGGUUGAACACAUUUCCAAUCUUCAACGCAGAAUUUGCAACUCCUUAGCCAUCAUCAAGGUAAGGCGAUAA
Messenger RNA from Hydatigera taeniaeformis, 1539 nucleotides. Lineage: Eukaryota; Metazoa; Platyhelminthes; Cestoda; Cyclophyllidea; Taeniidae. The record is from the annotation of a GenBank genome assembly.